GUAAAAUAGAACUAGUGGUACAUAGAGUUACGAGGGCUCUGAUCCUGCUUUAAGAACGACUUGGCUAUUUCCCGAACUUCACAUACACAUAUAAUGUGCAUGUUCUAGAUUUUCAAUACUAGUUUGAAGAUGCCGCCACCACUGACCGGGAAGUGGAACUGACUCCGGUUUCUGCAGGUUUCAGCUUUUCAGUCAUGGGUCUCGUUUCAAAGUUCAGUGGCCGUAGAGAAGCGUGGCCUUACACCUGAUAAUAUUAAGUCAGUAGAUGUUGUGCAAAUACGAGGUGACGUAAAUAAAUACGUAACGAAACAAGGUGAAAAUGGCAAAUUCAUUGGAAUCGCUAGUAAAUUUGCUGGAGUCUUAUAGGGGAAGAGACAAAGUGAUUAGAACUCUGUGCUACGGGUCCCUGUUAGCUGGUGGGAUCGUUUCCCAGAGAGGACCAGGAUCGUCACAGCUGGGAAACAGACUGCUGCUGUUUUCAUCUCAGCUCAGCGACUGUCGCACCGUCCUGCGUCUCUUCGAUGACCUUUCCAUGUUCGCUUACACUUGGAGUUACGGCUUAGGCGUCUCUGAGGAAGAUGCGGGAGUGCGCUGGAUAUGCGUGAUUAAUAAUCUGGCCGAUCAGUUGUACUACCCAUUGGAGCACAUUGCAUGGGCUGCUGAUGCUCGGCUCAUCGGCGUUAAGUCCGCGAGGUGGUGGACGCUGAGCACGUUGAUGUGGGCCGUAUCGCUGCUGAUGAACAUUCUCAGGUCAGUCAGAGUCAUUCUGCUGCUGAGGAAGAAGAUGAGGAAAAAUAGGAGAACCAAUCAGAGAGAGGGGAGUGAGGCCGCGGUGAGUAGGAGCACUGAGGUCCAGCAGCAGGUGCACAGCGAAGUUCUCUCUAUCUUCUCCAGUAUGGCCGACCUGAGCAACGCGAUCCAUUGGCUGCCUCCGGGUUUUCUCUGGUCCAGCCGAUUCCCUCAUUGGCUAGUGGGACUUAUGGGCACAGUGUCGUCUCUGAUUGGCUUAUACCAGACAUAUUCUGGUAGAAGGGCUAAUGACUAGUGUAUUCACAUUUUAUGAAGAAUAAUUGCCUAGCCUCUAAUGGAGUGUUUUAGAGUUCUCUUGGAUUCUUGGAUUCCAGCCUUUCAUCGUAAACUUUGUAAAACACUAUAAACAGUGUAAAUAUGUUGUUUUUCAAGUUACUGUUCUUUUGUCUCUUUUUUGAGAUUGCAGUCUUUAUGACACAAAUUGUUAACGUUACCUAAAUGAUUUCUUUUGACUGUUUAAAUGAUUAUGUCUCGAUGUUUAAUCGUAUUUUAUGACGCAUUGUGUUUAGCAGGAUUUAUUCAGAUUUGUCUGACAACAGAAACUUUUUUUUCACUAGUUUUUAUUUGUGUAGUUGCCGUAUAGCUGUUAAUAAUCUGACAGUUUUCCCUGCUGUUUCUGUAAAUAUGUUCAACUAUCCUUGUUCAUUAUUGACUUGAAAACUGAAUAAAUUUCUAUACAGUG
Brienomyrus brachyistius is the source of this 1492-nucleotide messenger RNA. It is a transcript of the gene pex11g, whose product is annotated as peroxisomal biogenesis factor 11 gamma. The coding region runs from base 320 to 1045 and encodes 241 amino acids. NCBI's taxonomy places the organism in Eukaryota, Metazoa, Chordata, Actinopteri, Osteoglossiformes, Mormyridae. Gene Ontology annotation, biological process: peroxisome fission. Gene Ontology annotation, cellular component: peroxisomal membrane. The record is from RefSeq and is a predicted model, not a curated record. The transcript has 6 exons.